UAUUAAUUUGCAGUGAGGUGGCUGCACUUGUCUGACUGUCUCCGUCGAGUGUCCUCUCCUCGUGGUUCGAGUGAAAUUACAUGUCUGCUUCGCAGUGCUUGCUCCAAUAAAACAAAUUCUGUAGUAAUAAAAUUGCUACUGUGAUAAAUUUGAUCGACGGAUUUUCAACACUCGUGUAACAAAAGUGGUCGAAAAGACGAGCAGUAAAGAUGUCGGUCGAACCCGAGAUUGCUUUAAUCGUGAUCGGAGAUGAAAUACUAAAGGGACUCGUGCAAGAUGCUAAUACACUGUAUCUGGCCAAGGCUCUCAGAAAAGUCGGCUUGGAACUCAAAAGGGUUUUCAUCGUUCCCGACGAGAAAGAGAUAAUCGCCGAAGAGGUACACCAUGCGUCCCAGGCAUUCUCGAUCGUCUUCACGUGCGGAGGUGUUGGACCUACGCACGACGACAUCACUUACGAGGCUGUAGCCCAAGGGUUCGGUUUGGAAACGAGUAUUAAUAAGGAGCUGCUGAGCUACAUGGAAGGUCUUUUUCCCGGUUCGGUUCCGGCCAAACGACUCGCUGUGGCGCCCUCCCCUUGCGAGGUCAUAGGCAUCAAACGUCUGAAUGUGGAAGAAGGAAAGAAAUCUUCAACACCGUUUCCGAUUAUAAAAGUUGGCAAUGUGUACGUGCUGCCGGGCUCGCCUCGUUAUUUCCAAGAGGCCUGCGAUCACGUGUGUGCACUUCUGGACUACGGUGUCAAACUACACUCGUGCAGUAUCGACAUCAACAUGGACGAGUUCGAUCUCAUUUCCAACAAUCUCGAUAGUGUGGUCGACAAGUGGCUGCCCCAGGUCGCUAUAGGUAGUUAUCCUCAGAAGCCUCCACCGGUCCGGACGCUCAUCACGCUGGAAUCGCGAGACUGGAAAGCUAUGCGACAAGCCAAACGGGAGAUCGAACAAUUGAUACCGAUGGAUAAAAUCUUGUGGAAAAAGUUCGACUCCGAUAUGGCUAAUAAAGAUUUCGAUUCUCUUCAAUCUGAGGAGCAUGUCGCUAUCGAUGCGAUACAUCGCUGCUACGAUCAAUUCCAGCCGAACCAGAUAUUUCUGAGUUUCAAUGGCGGCAAGGACUGUACGGCUGUGCUACAUCUCGUCGCGAUCGUAGUCGAGAUGCGAAAAGUCCCGCCGCCCAUCUGCCUCUACGUUACGUCCGACGACGAUUUCGAAGAGGUCAAGACCUUCGUCGACGACGCUUCCUUUUAUUAUGGUGUCCAAAUGGUACAUCGCAGCGGCUCCAUGCGCCGAGUGCUGACCGAAUUCAUUUUAAAUAAGCCAGAAUUGAAAGCUUGCCUCAUGGGUAUUCGCAAGGGCGAUCCUGGCAGCGAGAGGCUCGACAUUUUUACCCAGACCGAUCCCGAUUGGCCCCGAUUGAUGCGAGUCUGUCCCAUUCUCAAGUGGUCCUACAGUCAAGUGUGGAAAUUUUUGCUAGACCACGAAGUGCCUUACUGCUCGCUCUACGACGAGGGUUACACGAGCCUCGGAAGUCGCAGCACCACCAUGAAAAACCCAUUGCUCAAACAUCCCAACAAUCCGCUCUGCUAUUUGCCGGCAUACACCCUGGCCGACGAUUCCACCGAGCGACAAGGCAGAGGAUAGCCCCAGCUCAAAUGCGCGUCUCUUUGUGUCUCCUCGAAACUUUGAUAAACGACGCCAGCUAUACCAAUUGUACAUAUUUGUAAUGCAAAGGAGACCGCGAGUGAUUUAUGUAGCGAAACGCUCAAAAACUUAAUCUUAAAUAUAGUUCCAUUUAGCAACGAAUUUUUUUGUUCGCAGCGUGAAGUAGUCAAGUACAAGGUUGGCCAGUAGUAUAUAAUGUAAAAAAUAAAUAAAUAAACGAGCAGCAAAAAAAAAAAAACAACAAAAUUGAUAUACAUCCGCUUAACGUGUGUACAGACAACACUGCUCUUUUUUUUGCAGUAUAUAAGCCAAUGACACAGUAUAAUUCGUAUAAUUCCGCGACUCGAGCUAUUAAAUCAGCCGUGCGGUGACAGUUUUGUAAGGCUUAUUUAUUACGUGAAGGUUUGCGCUUGCUCUGCAUACACAUUAAAACAAUGUCUUAAUCUGCACGGACGACGUCAGAAUUUUUUUUCUUUUUAAUCUCAACCAAUUAUUUUCAGCCUAGAUUUUAGAUUUAUCAAGCCAAAAAAUUAUGUAUUUUGCGAAUCUCUUGUGUUGCUGUUAACUCAACGAUUUUCAAUGUCGAUUUAUACUAUCAAAAUCAAUGUGCACACGAAACACUAUGAAAUAAAGUGAUAUAUAUUUUUUAAAUAA
This is a messenger RNA of Trichogramma pretiosum, 2306 nucleotides long. Its product is annotated as FAD synthase-like. NCBI's taxonomy places the organism in Eukaryota, Metazoa, Arthropoda, Insecta, Hymenoptera, Trichogrammatidae. Gene Ontology annotation, biological process: FAD biosynthetic process. Gene Ontology annotation, molecular function: FMN adenylyltransferase activity. The record is from RefSeq and is a predicted model, not a curated record. The transcript has 6 exons. The coding region runs from base 210 to 1631 and encodes 473 amino acids.